UCAAACAGUCAUUGUUCAACCUCAUCAAAUAUGAAAUUACAAGGUAUUGCGGUACUGCUAUUGGCAGGUUUGGUUUUGGCAGAGAAGAAAGAAGAUGCUAAAUCCGUAGAAGCUUCUGACAAGAAGCAGACCAAGAGAGGUCUUUUCGAUUUGGGAUAUGGUGACAGCCAUAGUUUGGGAGGAAGUCAUGGAAUCGAAUUGGGAGGUCAUGGUUUGGAUUUUGGUAGCAGUUAUGGAGGUGGUUAUGAAUCACAUGGACAAGUCAAGCAUGUUACCAUCACUAAGGAAGUACCAUACCCUGUUCCUCACCCAGUACCUUAUCCAGUGGAAAAACCAGUACAUGUACCAUACCCUGUUAAAGUACAUGUCCCAGUAGAUCGUCCAUACCCAGUUCAUGUCCCGAAACCAUACCCAGUCCCAGUUGUGAAACAUGUACCAUACCCAGUGGAAAAACCAGUACCAUACCCAGUCAAAGUACCAGUUAAGAUUCCAGUGAAGGUACCCUAUCCAGUAGCUGUGCCAAAGCCUUACCCAGUACCAAUACACAAGCCUUAUCCAGUGCCCGUUAAAGUUCCAUAUGUUGUUGAGAAGAAAGUACCAGUCCUGAUCCAUGGUCAUGGAGGGUACGAUAGUAUCGACUCAGGAAGUUACGGGCAUGGUGGUUUCGACUUUGGAAGUUAUCAUCAUUAAACAAUGACUGUUGGAAAUCACUAUUAUAUAUUUUUCAUAAUCAUCCUUCUUCAGCAAUUCUUUAUUUAUUUACAUUUCAAAUAAUAAAAAUUUUUUAAAC
Molecule: messenger RNA, 790 nt
Organism: Harmonia axyridis
Lineage: Eukaryota; Metazoa; Arthropoda; Insecta; Coleoptera; Coccinellidae
Product: tetra-peptide repeat homeobox protein 1-like
Exons: 2
Coding region: 31-690 (219 amino acids)
Source: RefSeq, a predicted model, not a curated record